AUGGUGUCUGCUAGAAUUAUAACAAUUUUGGCGCUUAUAACAGCCAAUGCGUGUUUGAUGAAAAUUUCUGACACUAAAGAAUUAAUUCAAUUAUUUACUACGCAGAUUUGUUCGGAGGCUUUUGAACACUAUUUUUGGGAACAGAAACCGUAUUCAGGAUAUCAAUAUAUGAAUAACUGGGCAUCAAAUUAUCCUGGCUUCUAUCAAGGUUAUUGGAAUAACUAUCCAUCAUAUUAUCCGACCAACUACAAUCAAGGUUAUCUGAAUUACUACAAUCCAAGUUUUUCUAAUUGGAAUCAAGAAUACUUUGGCAGCAAUCUUUAG
Molecule: messenger RNA, 324 nt
Organism: Cotesia congregata
Lineage: Eukaryota; Metazoa; Arthropoda; Insecta; Hymenoptera; Braconidae
Source: the annotation of a GenBank genome assembly